This is a messenger RNA of Prunus armeniaca (apricot), 1755 nucleotides long. The record is from the annotation of a GenBank genome assembly. Lineage: Eukaryota; Viridiplantae; Streptophyta; Magnoliopsida; Rosales; Rosaceae.
AUGAAAAAACUCCUCCUCCCUCCUCUGCCUCUUUACCUCCUUCCCCUGUUUCUGCAAAUCGCCACCCUACUCUCUGCACCUAUCUACACUCCGGUCGAAGACAUCACCAUCAACUGUGGCUCUUCCGGAACCUCACCCAACGUAUAUGACAACCGGAAUUGGACUGGAGAUGUCAACUCAAAAUUCUCCCCCUUUGAAUUACACCAGGAUAACACCAACACCUCAUCCCAAGUCAGAGAAGCACCUCCCUCCUCCUCUGUUAGCCAAGUACCCUACACCACAGCCCGACUUUCUCUUUCCGAAUUUAGUUACAAAGUUCCCCUCUCCACCGGGCAGAAGUUUAUUCGUUUAUACUUCUACCCAGUUUCAUAUGACCCCGGCUUCGACCGAUCCAAAACCCUCUUCUCUGUCCAAGCAGCUGGCUUUACCCUUCUCCAUGAUUUCAAUGCUUCUGUAACUGCUGAUGCUAGUGACACUGAGACGCUAAUAAGAGAGUUCUGUUUGGAUAUUGAUGAAGGACAGAGCUUGACCAUCACGUUCACUCCGAGCAGAGCAAUCCCAGAUGCUUAUGCCUUUGUCAAUGGGAUUGAGAUUGUGUCCAUGCCCACCAAUCUUUACUACACUACAUCCGAAAGCCAUGGAGUUGAUUAUGUAGGCAACGAAGUCAAUUAUCGCAUCGAAAACAUCACGGCGAUGGAGAUGGUGUACCGAAUAAACGUCGGUGGAAGUGCACUCUCGUUCGACCAAGACACUGGGAUGUACCGCAAUUGGGACAGUGUAGUAGACGAGCAAAAGUACUUGAAUGAUUUGAGUUCCAGGUGGACUGUUCUUCCACAAAACGUUAGCCUUCAACUCAACUUUGUGAAAAUACCAGAGUACUCUGCUCCACAAGUAGUUUACCAAACGGGCCGGUCCAUGGGCAGCAACCACACCCGAAACAAGAGCUACAAACUGACCUGGGAAUUUCCCGUAGAUCCCAAGUUUCUUUACCUGCUAAGGCUACAUUUCUGUGAGUUUGAGCCUGAAAUUAUGGACCCCGGGGACCGAUCGUUUCUAAUCUAUGUGGAGAACCAACUUGCUGAGCCACAAGCCGACAUAAUCGUGUGGAGUGGUGGAAAUGGGAGACCAGUCUACAGGGAUUACGUCGUGUUCAUGCCUGCAGGCCCUGAUCAGAAGAAAGUUAAGCUCUUUCUUGCACUGCAAGCAAACCCGAGAGAUUGGAUGACUGCAUACAAUGAUGUACUCUUGAACGGCCUUGAACUCUUCAAACUAAGUGAUACAAAUGGAAAUCUCGCAGGACCAAACCCCGACCCACCUCCACCAAAGCCGAUGCAGCCGAAAACCCCCUCAAAAGAGUCGAAGAAGAAGUCAACUCCUAUGCUUGCCACCGUUGCUGGUGCAGUUUCCGCCAUACUCGUAUUAUUCUGUGUCCUCGGAUUCUUGGUUUUCAGGCGAAGAAGAAGAUCCAAGGACACCGAUUAUGACUCAUUUUUACUGUCUGGGCACAAACCCAAGUCGCAACAUAGCGGGGCAGGAGAUUCGAAUUUGAGCGAUAAGAUGAAGGGUGAAGAUGAGGUGUGGCUAAAGAGUGAGAGUGAUGCAGGGUUUAUUAGUUGUAGCUGGGAAGACUCAUCGGAGAUGAAGGAGAGCAGGGUGACCAAAACUAGUAAUCAGAACAAUUCUUCUACUAAUGAAUCCAUGACAGGAAUGUCUGGGACUGUGUUCUCUGAGAUCAACGAUCCCAAUGGACGAUGA